Molecule: messenger RNA, 1993 nt
Organism: Sphaerulina musiva SO2202
Lineage: Eukaryota; Fungi; Ascomycota; Dothideomycetes; Mycosphaerellales; Mycosphaerellaceae
Exons: 2
Coding region: 1-1530 (509 amino acids)
Biological process (GO): phospholipid transport; mitochondrion organization
Cellular component (GO): endoplasmic reticulum; ERMES complex
Molecular function (GO): lipid binding
Source: RefSeq, a predicted model, not a curated record
AUGUCCAAGGCCAAGUCACAGGCUUACCAGCCCCACCAAUAUUAUGGUCCACCUCCCUCGUCAGGCUCCUUUGCCUGGGGCUUCCUCCUCGGCCAACUCACCCUCGCCCUCAUCCUGUUCGUCUUCAUCAAAUUCUUCAUCUUCGGCGAAGCUCCUUCUGCCGACGAACGAGCAAACGCCCGCGCCGCUGCCCGCCGAAACCGCACGAUAUCCUUCUCUCGCCAUGCACGCGCUCUCUCCACUUCUGCCUCCCUCCUGCGACCCCGUACGGCCACAGGACCCAUGUUGAAGAGUGUUCGAACCACAGACGGAGGUCUCACAGUACAGAAGAUUCUGGAAAAGACGUAUUACAAUGUCAGAGGCCAUCAACCCGAGAGCUUGGAUUGGUUCAAUGUUCUCAUUGCGCAGACCAUAGCCCAAUUAAGGGCCGAUGCGCAAGAGGAUGAGGCUGUUCUGGACAGUUUGACGCAGGUGUUGAAUGGGCCGAGUAAACCGUCUUUCGUCGACGAUAUUCGUGUCACGGAAAUCAGUCUUGGGGAUGAGUUUCCGAUAUUCAGUAAUUGUCGGGUCAUACCUGUCGAUGCAGAAGGAAGUCCUGUCAAGGAGCUGACUGGCCAAAGAGGGGAAAGGUUGCAAGCGAGGAUGGAUGUGGAUUUGAGUGAUGUGGUUACGCUGGGGAUUGAGACGAAGUUGGUGUUGAAUUAUCCCAAGCCGUUUGUUAUGGUCUUGCCAGUUGCAUUGCAAGUCAGCGUGGUGAGAUUCAGUGGGACUCUGAGUAUGAGCUUCAGUCCGAGUAGUUCUGGGCCGGCUGGAUUUGAGCACAGUGCGAAGGAGAAAGAAAGUGGACUUGGGGAGGACAAGAAUGAUGGUCAUCCUCUAAAUCCUACUGGUCAUAGUCCCACGACCUUGACGUUCACGUUCUUGGACGACUAUCGACUGGAUUUGAGCGUGCACUCUCUGAUAGGGAGUAAAAGUCGACUACAGGACGUCCCCAAGAUUGCUCAACUGGUGGAGGGGAGGAUACAUCAAUGGUUCGACGAUCGAUGUGUAGAACCUCGGUUUCAGCAGAUCAUUCUUCCCAGCUUGUGGCCGAGGAAGAAGAAUACCAGAGGUGGCGAGGACGAUUCUGCAGUGGAUGAUACAGCGACUGCGCAGAUGGAAGGAAGUGGCGACUUAAGACCGGCGAAGACGAGGACUACAGAAGGACUCGGAACGAAACCAUCUGAACAGCAGCCUGGCAAGGUCAGUACAGGCCCCGAGACGACGGCUGAGCAGCGGACGAGAGACUGGGCGGCUCAGCAGCAGGCGGCAGAUGGUAGCAGGCCAAGUACAUCAAAUGGGAAACGGAAAGAGAUCAAAAAGGAAGAUCUCAGCGAGCUUGACCUGGCUGGGCAGGAGAUGAGAGAAGCGGACGAGCGCGAUCGAAGAAAGCAGCAAAGGCUGAAGGCUGAAAUUGGAAGAAGCCAGGAGAACUUACGCAUGCGGACGAUACGGGAGGUCUCACAUGAGGGUAUAAAGGCAAAGUCAUGAGCAGGAGCUGCAGAUCUGUGCUGAUUAGCGAGGCGUUGGAGGGAGCGUCUGGGGCAUUUGCAAGACGUGUCGCUGGGGUGGCAAAAUGAAAUUGGACUGGGAGUCCAGCUGUCAUACGUUUGAAAAUCGGACAGUUUCUGGGGUCGCAAAUAAGAGCGUGAAGACCACCGGUCGCCAUCCUUCUGCGCCCGGAACUACCUUCGCAAGAGCCGCGUGAUUACAGACCGCAUACUUGCACAUAUCAUGUCUCGCCUGCAGUAGUUUGAGCAAUCUUCUCCUGCCAGUAUUGGAGACACUAACAAUCAGCUGAAUAUGAGCUAGGGAAAAAAUGGCCAACAUGUCUCACUCCCCACCCGACUGUUGGGUGGUAGCUGCAGUAUAAAGGAUGCCGUAUCUGCUUCUCGAAAUUCAGACCCUCAUGUACAAGACGAUCGAUGGCCAUCAGACAUGCCAUAUUCUCAGU